Molecule: messenger RNA, 740 nt
Organism: Durusdinium trenchii
Lineage: Eukaryota; Dinophyceae; Suessiales; Symbiodiniaceae
Source: the annotation of a GenBank genome assembly
GGCUCAGGCUGCACAAAGCAGACCUCGAAAGGAAAAUCAACAUUUUUUUGACUCCAAUCCGUUUCUUCCAGCACCAUGGGCUCUGGAAGCAGCGCACAUGCCAAACAAAACUCCAGGAACCAGGGGAGCCGAUCCAGCCAAUCUUCGAAGAAGAGCCAUCAGAUGAUGGGAGUGGUCCCCUAUGCUGGUUGUGGCGGUGCUUCAGCGUUGUCUCGCUUCAGUGUCACCUGUCCGACGAACCGCUUUUUUGUCGCAGUGGGCGGCUUGUUGGUGAAGCAGGACCAGACGCGAACCUCAAAAGGCUCCAAAGCCUCUGCCCGGAGCCGUAGCGCCUCGCGGCCGCCCAAUUCAGCGACCCGCUCUGACGCGGCCAUGCUGGCGAGGAAGUCGACCAUGUCGCGGAAGUCCAUGAAGUCGGUGACCUUUGGCGCCGAUGAGGACAAGGCCUGGACAAGCCCGACAAGGGGGAAAAGAAAGGGCCCACGGCGCGGCCAAACAUGGACACACAGAGCCCGAGAAGGUGGAGGAGUUUGUGAUGGAUGGCCCCGAGAUUCCUUCGGAAACGGAGACGGAUUUCAGUGGCCUGGGAGAGGCAAAUGACCAACUCCCGUAUCCCUCCCAUCCCUGCUGUCCUGAUGAGACAUCCACAUGAUGCUGUGUGAGCGUUUGCCUCUAGAUGUCUUGCUCGGGCAGUCUGAUCUUCAAAGCAACUCACCAAUCCCUUUUCACACAGAACAUCA